Messenger RNA from Trichomycterus rosablanca, 1020 nucleotides. Its product is annotated as chemerin-like receptor 1. Bases 1 to 1020 code for a protein of 339 amino acids. Gene Ontology annotation, biological process: inflammatory response; positive regulation of cytosolic calcium ion concentration; complement receptor mediated signaling pathway. Gene Ontology annotation, cellular component: plasma membrane. The record is from RefSeq and is a predicted model, not a curated record. Gene Ontology annotation, molecular function: complement receptor activity; G protein-coupled receptor activity. NCBI's taxonomy places the organism in Eukaryota, Metazoa, Chordata, Actinopteri, Siluriformes, Trichomycteridae. The transcript has a single exon.
AUGACUACAUCAUCUACAGAUUAUGAUAAUAGAGAAGAUUAUGAGCAUACAUUUAUUGAUGCUUUGGACAACUCUACUAAGAUUCCACCAACAGCUCCGUCCAUUUGUAAAGACGUUCUGUGUGUUUUCCUGGCAACGGUCGGUGUCAUCAUCUUCAUCCUGGGUAUCGUCGGGAACAGUCUGGUCAUCUAUAUUGCCGGGUUUAAGAUCAAGAAAUCAGUCAACACCAGCUGGUACCUCAGCCUGGCUGUAUCCGACUUCCUCUUUUGUGCCUUCUUGCCCUUAAACAUCGUCUACUUGGUCCAAAAAGUCUGGCUCUUCGGCCGCUUCAUGUGCAAGUUCACGUCCUUCAUCUUGCUCCUCAACAUGUUCAGCAGCAUCUUCCUCCUGGUCAUCAUCAGCGUGGACCGCUGCGUAGUGGUCAUGUUCCCCGUGUGGGCGCAGAACAAGCGCAGCCUCGGCAAAGCCUCGGUCGUCAUCGCGCUGGCUUGGAUCCUCUCGGCGGCGCUGAGCUCGCCCGCCGCCGUUUUCCGAGAGGUUUCCGAGCCGCAUCAAAAAUGUCACUACGACUACAGUGAAAAGCAGCACAUUGUCAUGGUGAUAUCCCGAUUCACAUUCGGAUUCGUGAUCCCGUUCCUGGUCAUUUCCGCCUGUUACGUGGUCAUCAUCCGGAAACUGAGGAGCAACCAGAUGGCGAGAUCUACCAAACCGUUCAAAGUCAUGACGCUCCUGAUCGUCGUUUUUUUCCUCUGCUGGCUGCCCUACCACAUCUUUAAUCUCAUGGAACUGAUCGAGACACAUAGGGACAUUCUUCACAUCGUGAUUCCAAUCGGAACCACUCUGGUCAGCUCCGCCAGCUUCCUCAACCCGUUCCUGUACGCGUUCAUGGGGAAGGACUUCAAGAAGAAAUGUUACGCGAUCCUGUCCAAGAUCGAGAACGCGAUCGAGGAGGAGGACAGGAGCUCGGCCCGGGGAACGUCUUUUACCAACACGGGGGGAAAAUAUUCAACUAUUGUUUAA